Molecule: messenger RNA, 1559 nt
Organism: Effrenium voratum
Lineage: Eukaryota; Dinophyceae; Suessiales; Symbiodiniaceae
Source: the annotation of a GenBank genome assembly
AGAGGCUCAAGUGUAUGGAGCCAGCAGCGAGCUGUUGGCCUUGCGCUACUCUUUUGCGAGCCUUGGGAUGUUGCGUUUUUUUGGCCAAUGCGCGCCAUCCGCGCGCCGGGCCCGGCGCUUUGCGGAUAUGGUGAACGUAACCUCGGCUCCGUGCAGCAACAUCCGAUGCGCUGCCGCCUCGGUGAAGGAAGAUGGCAAGCGAGUGCAGGUGGAGUUCACAGAUGGAGCCGAAUUUGAGCUGCAUGGACUCUGGCUCCGAGACGCUUGUCGGGACGAGAACUUUGUGUCGGAGGUGGCGGGGGAACGCUACCUGACGAGGACUGCCUUUAAGGAGAAGCAGUCCCACGCGGACGGCAAAGUGGCAGACGCCAAGGUGGUGGAGGGCAGUCUUCAGGUGAAAUGGGCGAACGAAGGUUCCUUGAGCGAGGUCGCCUCCAUCUUCCCCAGCAACUUCUUGCGAACCUACGCUGGCGUUGUGGGCAGGCAUCUGAAAGGAGAUCGCCAUCACACGAGCAAGGAGGCAUACCGAUGGCUAGAGCCCUACAGUGGAUUCAAGGGCGCACCUGCGCCGGAUCUGAAGCUGAAGAGCCUUUUUAAGAGCGACAACUUCUUCCAGCGGCGGGACUACAAAGCAGUCAUCAACAGUGACGAGUCGAAUCUGGAAAUGGCCCAAGCUCUUGUGCGACAUGGUGUUGUCAUCAUGGAGAAUGUGCCAACACCAGUGGCGCAGGCAAAGGACAACAGCGUCUUGCUCAACUUUGUCGACCAAUGUCUUGGAGGCAUGCAGAAGGAUCCAGCGCGAAAGGAUCCCAAUUGGGUGAUUCAGAAGAAGGCCGACGCUUUGAGCGUGUCCUACUCCCAGGAGAAGCGUUUGAAUAAUCACACUGACCAGUCGGUGCCGGCCCAUGGCAUUCCAGCUUUGCUACUGGUAGUGAACUAUGUCUCGGGUAGCGGGUACAACACCCUGGUGGAUGGCUACGCUGUGGCUGAAGCGCUGAGAGAGCGUGAUCCCAACGCGUUCCGGCUGCUGUCAACGUACGGCAACUGCCAGGAGAGGGACUUCGUGCGGUCCCGGGUGGAUUCGGUUCAGGAGGGCACUCAGACCAUGCUCAUCAACACCAAGCAGCCCAUCAUCAACACUGAUGACAAGGGCAACGUGAUUCGCGUUCAAUUCAACGAAGUGUUCAGAACGCCAACCACGAUUCCAUUUGACGAUUUUGAGGAUUGGUAUCGCGCCUACUACCUGUGGAACGACAUGAUCCAUUCACCAGAGUUUGAGGUUGAAGUCUCUUUGGGCCAGGGACAGAUGCUGAUUUUGGACAAUUGGCGCGUGUUGCACGGCCGGGCGGGCGGCAGAAGCAGCAGCGACCGUGUGAUCAUGGGGGGCACGGUAGUACGGGAGGCCUUCAUGUCGAGGGCGAUUCGCCUCAUGGGAGCGUACUAUCCGAUUGCGGACUACGCGGCCCAUCAACCUGAGUAGCUUUCGGGUGGCCGAGGUGUUUCAGGGGGCCGUGCCAAGCUUUGGUGGAUCCAAAGUCAAUUGGUGUUGAUUGCUGCGC